AUGCGAAACAAGCGCAAGCUCCUGGACCCUUUGAACCUGUCCAAGCUGCCCGGGACCUUGGAUGCGGACAAUCACUGGUGCCGCUGCAACCAGAGUUUGCGAGAGCGGCUCUUUCAGAAUAUCGACACACGGUUUCCCAUCACGCAGCGACACCUUCAGGAGUCGAGGUGCGUGAAGAGAGUCAAGCUGGGCGUCAGCCUCUUCAACACCAACGACUUUCCGUUCCCGUACAAGAUCGACAUCGAGGUUGCUGGUGCGGAUCAGAGCUCCAUCGAUGCCAUAAAGGCAGUCGGGGGCAGCGUGACCAUCGUUUACAUGGAGCGCGUGGCCCUGCGUGCACACAUCAAGCCAUGGAAGUUUGAGGUGCUGCCGAGAACAGCGCGCCCGACCAUGAAAAUGGUGACCUACUUGGAGAAGAUGAAGGCCCGUGGGUGUCACGUCCGGUACAUCAAGCCCCUGUGGCUCAUUGAGGAGGAGAAGCGACUCCAGAGCCAGCUUCGGGAGCUGAAGACCGAGGAUGCGGCAUCAACGGCCAGAAAACUGGUCGAGUCGGGCGAGUACAUGCAGAAGACCACGCUUGGCUGA
Symbiodinium natans is the source of this 585-nucleotide messenger RNA. The record is from the annotation of a GenBank genome assembly. NCBI's taxonomy places the organism in Eukaryota, Dinophyceae, Suessiales, Symbiodiniaceae.